Molecule: messenger RNA, 411 nt
Organism: Plasmodium gallinaceum
Lineage: Eukaryota; Apicomplexa; Aconoidasida; Haemosporida; Plasmodiidae
Source: the annotation of a RefSeq genome assembly
AUGAAAACAUUUACUUUAUGUUUAAGGAUUUUUACAUUUCUUAUUUUAACUUGGAUAUCUCAUUACUUUUACAUCCAUGAUUCCAGUAGGUCUAUUAUUGAUAAAGAUGCAUUACAAAUAAAAAACAAGUUAAAAGAUAAGAGAGUAUUAGCGGAGGGUAAUAUAUUGAAGAAAAAUCAAACACAUAUUAAAGAACGUAAAGAACAUUAUCCAUCUGGUGAAAAAGAUAACAAAAAUGAAAAGAUGAUCAAUUUGAAGAACAUUCACAGUAUGCGGUUUAUUACUUUUUAUCUAUUAAUGUGUGAACUACUUCGUAUACAAGCAAAUUAAAUUAGUAGUAAAUGUAGAGAUCAUAUGUUGACUGUUUAUAGGUGUAAUAAUUCAUCUGUGGAUAUAAUUGAUCCAGUUUAA